AUGACUGCCAAACCCAUCGUCCUUCACAUUGGCGACGCUAUCAAAUACAAUCACGAUUUCUUCAACAACGAAUUUACUUCACGCUUCAAUGUCAUCCAAGCCACAGAAACAGACCGUGAUACAUUUAUACAGGCUUUGAAAUCCAAAAAAUACGGCGAUUUCUCAGCCAUCUUUCGCCCUCACUUCCAAACGGGUGGUUUCAUGGGCCAAUGGGAUACCGAACUCAUUUCUUUACUACCACCCAGUGUGCGUAUUUUCGCAUCCGCGGGAGCAGGCUUUAACUGGGCAGAUGUCGAUAUCCUAGGCCAGAAGAAGAUCUGGUACGCCAACGGCGCCGGGGCAUCGGAUGAAGCCGUCUCCGACACAGCGCUGUAUAUGAUUCUAAGUGUAUUCCGGAACUUCACUCGCUCACAGCUAGCUGCACGUACAGCCCAACCAGAGAAGUUUACAGCGACACAUAAACUUAUUGCGACUAUCUCACAUAACCCACGUGGCCACGUACUGGGCAUUGUGGGAUUUGGAAACAUUAGCAAGAAGCUCGCUUUUAAAGCGCACGUGGCCUUGGGGAUGAAGAUCCAUUACUUUGAUGUCGUGCGUGCAGAUUCGCGGGAGGAGGAAGAACUGGACGCCACUUAUCAUGCCUCUUUGGAUGAUCUUCUGAAGGUAGCGGACUGCGUGACACUACAUACGCCAUUGAAUAAGCAUACGCUAGAUUUGAUUGACGUCAAGGCUUUGUCUUUGAUGAAGCCUGGAAGUCGACUUGUGAAUACUGCCCGGGGUCAGAUUGUCAAUGAGGAUGCUUUGAUCCAGGCUCUGGAAAGUGGACAUCUUUCCGCUGCUGCAUUGGAUGUGCAUUACCAUGAGCCGCAGGUGUCGUCAAAGCUGGCUAGUAUGGAGAAUGUUACCUUGACUACGCAUAUCGGUGGUGGUGCGCUAGACACGAGAAUAAAUUUUGAGCUGAAUGCCAUGAAAAACAUCAUGCAGGUGGUUGGACAGAAUGGCGAGUUUUUGGGGGAACCGAUUACACCCGUGAACAGAGCAGCGUUCAAUGCGGCGAAUUAA
Messenger RNA from Penicillium verhagenii, 1062 nucleotides. Its product is annotated as D-mandelate dehydrogenase-like dehydrogenase. Gene Ontology annotation, molecular function: glyoxylate reductase (NADPH) activity; NAD binding; hydroxypyruvate reductase [NAD(P)H] activity. The transcript has 2 exons. Bases 1 to 1062 code for a protein of 353 amino acids. The record is from RefSeq and is a predicted model, not a curated record. Gene Ontology annotation, cellular component: cytosol. NCBI's taxonomy places the organism in Eukaryota, Fungi, Ascomycota, Eurotiomycetes, Eurotiales, Aspergillaceae.